This is a messenger RNA of Colias croceus (clouded yellow), 1232 nucleotides long. RefSeq names its product chromatin accessibility complex 16kD protein (gene Chrac-16). The transcript is spliced from 2 exons. Gene Ontology annotation, cellular component: nucleus; CHRAC. The record is from RefSeq and is a predicted model, not a curated record. Gene Ontology annotation, molecular function: protein heterodimerization activity. The coding region runs from base 126 to 515 and encodes 129 amino acids. Lineage: Eukaryota; Metazoa; Arthropoda; Insecta; Lepidoptera; Pieridae.
UGACGAAAUACAAAUUCGAAUGGAAAUUACUACUGUUUUUAAAAAUACAAAACGCGCCGGUGUUUAUUUAUUAAAUUUAAGUUCAGUAUUUCUAUAUACAUAAUUAUCAAGAUAUAUAUUUCACAAUGUCGACUCCUAAAGUUGAAAAAGAUCUUCAUUUACCACUCUCGAGAGUUAAAACUAUCAUGAAAAGUUCCCCUGAAGUAGACGCGGUUGGCGCCGAACCCUUAUAUUUAGUAACAAAAGUAACAGAAAUGUUCGUAACAGACUUAGCAAAGCGAGCAUUUAAAAACAGCAAAAAUAACUUCCUUGAAUACAAGCACAUCGCCGAAGUCGUGCAAGAAGACGACACGUUAGACUUCUUACGUGAGAUCAUACCGAGAAAAAUAACAGUUAGACAAUUUAAAGAGUUAAUGGCGAAAAAGGCGGCAAAAGCUAAUUCUGACGAUUCCAGCGAGGAAUCAAGUGAAGAGGAAAGUAGUGAAGAAAGUUCUGAAGAUAACAAUCAAGAAUGACAUUAGGAUUAGCUAGAAUAUAAUUUAAUUAAGUUAUUUGUUAUUUAUGUAUGAAUUUGUAUUGGAAUGCAAGUUUUAGUUACAUGGCUUAAUAGGAAACUGUCCUCUUCCCACCAUGCUACAUGCUACAUAAAUAUGUUUACUGUCAACAAACAAAGAAUUUAUAGGUAAGGUAGACAUGAAUUAGUUUAAUUGGUGUAUGAUCUACUCUUUACUCUUCCAAAUGACAUAGCUGUUGUAUAUUCAUACUAGCUCUGUAUAUCGGUUGUCAUGUCUAUAUCACUAGGAAUAUUGUAAAAUGUUAAGGAUGUUUUUACAAUAUUCCUAGGUAUUAGGGUUCAUAAAAUAAAUUUCAAAAGCGCUUUGAGCAGUCUGCCAAAAUAUUAAUAAUGUUUUGGAAUAUUAAACAAAACUUGUAGCGUAGUGUCUGACUAUACAUAUUAUUAUAAAAUACUUGAAGCAAUAACAACUACCUAAAAUACUAGAUUUUCAUGUAAGAUGAGCGUUUUUUGUACCAGCAGAAUAAUUGUGACGAGCUUAAAAUAUACAUAAUGGAAUAGUAUAAAGAAUGUUAAACUGUUAUUUAUUUUUUUACAAUAAUAAUUUGUACAUGCAUUCUCAUUAAUUACAAAUUGUUUCAUGUAAUAUAUAAGCCUUUUAGCUAACAAUCUCAAUUCCAAAAAAUGUGAUGAUUUUUUAAAUAAAUUUUAAACUUGG